This is a messenger RNA of Lutzomyia longipalpis, 1597 nucleotides long. RefSeq names its product arylalkylamine N-acetyltransferase 1 (gene AANATL7). Gene Ontology annotation, molecular function: N-acetyltransferase activity. NCBI's taxonomy places the organism in Eukaryota, Metazoa, Arthropoda, Insecta, Diptera, Psychodidae. Bases 342 to 1154 code for a protein of 270 amino acids. The transcript has 5 exons. The record is from RefSeq and is a predicted model, not a curated record.
AAGAGGCAUGGAUGGAGAGUCCUUUAAGGACAUGCGCCCUGUGUGAGUUUAGCUACAGGCGUUUUUUACUACUCCAUCCUCAGUUGGUUGUAAGCACUUCUCUAACGCACUCGUGUCCUUUUUUGAACCUCAUUGUCUCUGUGAAUUUUCCAAUCUCUAAAAGAAAAUCUCUCUGUAAUUCAGACAAUACCCCCAAAGCCUUUAUCUAGCAGUAGUGUAACAAUAUAUUACACAAAAUAAUUCCCAUUUAUAUUUUCAAUAAAAAUAAAUAAAGUGCAAAGGAUUCCCAAAAGCUCCCGAAUUCUCACUCCCAAUUAAUCGCGUUUAAAUUCAGCCCAAAAAUGGGAAUUUUUCAAUUUCAAAGGGAGCUUUUCCGUAGAUCAAUUUUUAAAGUUUUCCCACAAAAUUCAAAUUGGUCUUUAGCAUUGCUGACAAGUUUUCCUUCGUGCGACAGCCGUUUGUCUCCUAAUCGGAGGCUCUGCAUGGAUAACAUUCAGGGUGGGUCGGGAGGAAUGCAAUUUAAGCAGAUCCCCCCAAAUACCGAGCGAUUGGGUGAAAUAAUUACGCAUCUACGUGAUACCUUCUUCACUGAUGAGCCACUCAAUAGAGCCGUGAAGCUGUGUCGCCCGGGUGAGGGGCAUCACGAACUAGAGCGCCACAGUGAGAAGACAAUUCGUGAUGGUCUCAGUGUUAUGGCAAUUGCGGAAAGUGGCGAGAUUGCUGGUGUGGCACUAAACGGUAUCCUGAGGCGUGGUGAAGUGAAAAAAGCUUUGGACGACCUCAAGGACUCCAAGGAUGAAAGAUUUAAGAAAAUCUUCAAGCUUCUUUAUGAGGAAAAUCUCAAAGUGGAUCUUUUUGAAGAGUUUGGGGUAUUCAAACUUUUUGAAAUACGAAUCCUUUCCGUAGAUUGUAGAUUCAGAGGUCAGGGUUUGGCAAAAAAGCUGCUUGAGAAGAGUGAAGAAGUGGCAAAGGAGAAUGACUUUAGAGUUAUGAAGACUGAUGCCACAGGACUCUUCUCUCAAAAGACUUUCAGCACCUUGGGCUACAGCACAAAAUCCGAAUAUUGCUACAGCUUGGAAAAUGGAAGGAGUCCCGAUUUUAUGGUUGAUCCCCCACACGAUAAGCUCAAGAUCAUGUACAAAGUGAUCGAAUAAUGGGAUUUAUCGUGAAAGUUUUAUGCCUUCAAUAUCCUGCUUCAGUCGUCAGAUAAAUGUGAUUUGUUGAAAGGAUUUUAUAGUCUAUUUUUCCUUUUUUUUUUUUGAAAAAUCAAAAUAUUUAUUAAAAAAAUGAAAAAGGGAAUAUUCACAUAUUUUGAUGUCGUGUUGAGUGCAGAAUGAUCUCAGAUUUAAUUUUUACGGAAAUAUCAUUUUUUCUUUUUUUCUUAAAAACAAUUAAAGAAAGAAAGCAGCAUAGUUUCUUUGAAUUUUCAUUAAAAAAUAUAUCUUUUUAAAAGAUAAAGAAAAUAUUAAAUAAACUUUGAAAUUAUCAUUAAAUCUGUUAAAUUUUCAUAGAAAAAAUGUUCUUGACUUGAUAAUGCUCACAUCCUUAUCAUUCUGCACAUUACAAAAAAUAAAGUAAAUAAAUUUAAAAGAAAAAA